ACCAUAACUGGAACUAGUAGGAAAUAUAUAUCACAGUCAUUAUGGUUCACACAACAGAACUAGACGUUACCAGUGGUCCAGCAAAUGUUGUUGACAGAUGUUUAGAUGGAAUAAACAUCAAUAACAGUUGUCGACAGGUGUACCUGCGGAGGAUGGAAUCCAUCGAAGAAUGUAAAAGAGCAACGAAGAAAACAGAUACUCACAAAACAACAUCCACCAUUGAUGCCGCUCUAAUGAAACUAAGAAUCGAAAUGGUGGAUCUUAUGGAUCAAGAUGUUGGACUGAUGAGGCAGAUGUUAAUCCUAAACGAGAAAGUCGAGGAACUCAAGGCCAACAACAUCUGUCAGAUUAGCAAGGAAUCCCUUGACAGUCAGGACAGUCUGUAUGAAGAGGAAGGACAGACAAAUAAAUACCUCAUGCAAAGCCAGGACAGCGUGUACCACUCAGACGAACAGACAGACGAAUCCCUGUUUGAUAGCAAGGAAAGUCUCUACAACAUGGAGAAAGAGACAAGCAAACUCUUAGGGGACAGUGCUGAUAGUUUAUACCAGACUGACGGAUUCUCAUCUGAUGAAGAGAACAGUGAUGCAUGUGAUAUCGAAAGGUCGGUGAGCACAACGGAUUCGCAGCCUCACCUUUUAUCAUAUGACUCUUUGUUUGAAAAGUUGCUUAACUUUGACAAAAAAUGAAACAGACGACAUCAAUAGAAACACAGGUAUCCCAGCUGUUUAAAACAUAAUCGAGUAUAUAGAUAGGCGAUAAAAUGGUGAUAUUUGACAAUAUAGUCGAUCCAUUCCGACAUCACCGAUGAAAGAACAAGACGGGAUCAUUUAUCAUGGAAUGGACGAAAAAGGAUCAUCUAAGAAUGAAUGUAACAGAACACUUGGAGAUUGAAAGAUACGUCAAAGAGUGAGUGGAGUGCUCCCCGGGAACCGUCAUGAUGUUGAAUGACUGACAUCCGCUGUGAAAACAAAGUAGUUAUUUUUGCAAUUGUUGCAAAAUAGAAAUUCAAAGUAAAAUCAUUUCCAGACCAUUCAGUUAAAAACGAAUAUUGUUCGUGAACUUUGUGAAUGGAUCAGAAGGCAUUUGAAUAGAACUUGUUAACGAUCAGUAUAAUCAUCGUUAGUGAUAAUUUCAAUGGAAUGUAUAUCAUUCCCUCUCACCUGAUG
Mizuhopecten yessoensis (Yesso scallop) is the source of this 1169-nucleotide messenger RNA. RefSeq lists its product as uncharacterized. The transcript has 3 exons. The record is from RefSeq and is a predicted model, not a curated record. NCBI's taxonomy places the organism in Eukaryota, Metazoa, Mollusca, Bivalvia, Pectinida, Pectinidae. The coding region runs from base 42 to 689 and encodes 215 amino acids.